Messenger RNA from Felis catus (domestic cat), 1921 nucleotides. RefSeq names its product peptidylprolyl isomerase E (gene PPIE). The coding region runs from base 305 to 1012 and encodes 235 amino acids. The transcript has 10 exons. NCBI's taxonomy places the organism in Eukaryota, Metazoa, Chordata, Mammalia, Carnivora, Felidae. Gene Ontology annotation, biological process: protein folding; protein peptidyl-prolyl isomerization. Gene Ontology annotation, molecular function: peptidyl-prolyl cis-trans isomerase activity; RNA binding. The record is from RefSeq and is a predicted model, not a curated record. Gene Ontology annotation, cellular component: intracellular membrane-bounded organelle.
AGCAGUGAAGUAAUGGGUUAAAAUCUGCAUGAUCCCAGGAUCGCUCCAGUUGGCUGUGUGGAGGAGAGGGAGGGCAGUUAAGAAGCUAUUGCAGUAAUCCUGGCGCUAAGAUGGGCGUCUGUGAGAAGCGUAAAGAGGUGGGCUGGCAGAGGAAGUGGACGACAAAGUUCUUCAUGCUGCUUUUAUCCCAUUUGGAGACAUCACAGAUAUUCAGAUUCCCCUGGAUUAUGAAACAGAAAAGCACCGAGGAUUUGCUUUUGUUGAAUUUGAGUUGGCAGAGGAUGCCGCGGCAGCUAUUGACAACAUGAAUGAAUCUGAGCUCUUUGGACGGACAAUUCGUGUCAACUUGGCAAAACCAAUGAGGAUCAAGGAAGGCUCUUCCAGACCAGUGUGGUCAGAUGAUGACUGGUUGAAGAAGUUCUCUGGGAAGACUCUCGAAGAGAAUAAAGAGGAAGAAGGGUCAGAGCCUCCCAAAGUGGAGACCCAGGAGGGAGAGCCUGCUGCGAAAAAGGCCCGAUCAAAUCCUCAGGUGUACAUGGACAUCAAGAUUGGGAACAAGCCAGCCGGUCGCAUCCAGAUGCUCCUGCGUUCGGACGUUGUCCCCAUGACGGCAGAGAAUUUCCGAUGCCUGUGCACCCAUGAGAAGGGCUUUGGCUUUAAGGGAAGUAGCUUUCACCGCAUCAUCCCCCAGUUCAUGUGCCAGGGCGGCGAUUUCACGAACCACAAUGGCACUGGGGGCAAGUCCAUCUACGGGAAGAAAUUCGAUGAUGAGAACUUUAUCCUCAAACACACGGGACCAGGCCUGCUCUCCAUGGCCAACUCCGGCCCAAACACCAACGGCUCCCAGUUCUUCCUGACGUGUGACAAGACGGAUUGGCUGGAUGGCAAGCACGUGGUGUUCGGGGAGGUCACAGAAGGCCUGGAUGUCUUGCGGCAGAUUGAGGCCCAGGGCAGCAAGGAUGGGAAGCCAAAGCAGAAGGUAAUCAUUGCCGACUGUGGGGAGUACGUGUGAGUCCGCAAAGUCUUGGCACUGCCCCUGCAUAUCCAGGAGCUGUCAGCCUGGGAACCAGCACCUGAGGGUGUCUGUCCCCUUUGUGGCAAGCAGGGGUUUGUGUUGUGGCCCUUCUUGGACUCAGCUCGGAGCAACUCUUCUGCAGGUACGGCCUGGGCUCCCUCUGGCUCUUUCCCAGGCGUGGCCGUGGGCCUGGGAGCCGGCACAGGGGCCGCCUUCCCCAUUGUGGACAGGCUGUGCGUGGUCUUUUCCGGCCUUUGCUGCCACGGCUUCUCCUUGGCCCGCCAGUGUGGCUCCUGGACGUUUCUUCUAGUAAAAUAAAUCCUAGUUCCUGUACUGCCGAGUCCAGCUAGUUCCUAGCAGUUGUCAGAGAUUAUGUCUGUGGCUAAGCUGUCCUGCUGAAUUAGGCUGGCAAAGGGAUGGGGCAUAGCUUUUCUCUACACCCUUGGAUAGUUCCCUGAGAUGCCAAGUAAUAGAUCUUCAAGCCAGGUUCCCUUGUCAGAUCAUUGUCAGGACGGUGGAAAUCAAAGAUAGUGGAGAAAUUUGUCUUCUGCUGCCUGUGCUCCUAAACUCAUGCUGGCUAGUCUUGUAGGCAGCAAGUGUAGUUACAACUCUCAGCGAUUCAUGUGUUUAUUUCUUCAUAUUCACUCUACAGAUAUUAAGUAAGCUCUGUGCCCAGCAUAGGGCUUGAACUCACAACCCAGAGGUCAGGAGCCACAUGCUGUACUGACUGAGCCAGCCAGGUGCUCCCAUUCUACAGAAUUUUUCACACAAUAUUUUAUAACUCAAAAUGCCUUCUCUGUGCCACGUACUAUGCUUAUUUGUCCGGGGACAAGAUGUCACCCAGCUACCUGGGUCUAACCAACCUGCUGCCUUUUUUGUGAAUAAAGUUAUUGGAACACAGCCACA